This is a messenger RNA of Arthroderma uncinatum, 1122 nucleotides long. RefSeq names its product twinfilin A. Gene Ontology annotation, molecular function: actin monomer binding; actin filament binding. NCBI's taxonomy places the organism in Eukaryota, Fungi, Ascomycota, Eurotiomycetes, Onygenales, Arthrodermataceae. The coding region runs from base 1 to 1122 and encodes 373 amino acids. The record is from RefSeq and is a predicted model, not a curated record. The transcript is spliced from 4 exons. Gene Ontology annotation, cellular component: cytoplasm; actin filament. Gene Ontology annotation, biological process: barbed-end actin filament capping; actin filament depolymerization.
AUGCAGUCUGGAAUAACCGUUACCGCGGAGCUUCAGAAUGCCUUCGCCAGCUUCCUCUCCGACCCCUCCAUCUUUUGCCUACCCAUAGCAAUCACCAACGAGCAGCUGGUUGCUCUAGAAACUAUCCCCUUCUCGUCCGCGACGGGUAGUAGCAAUGACGGUAACAGCCAGUUCUACGCCUCUCUCCCUUCGCUCUCAGGCCUCCUCCAGCCAAAGACACCAAUCUACCUACUUCUCCGGCGCUCAUCCGAAAACGCCGCCGUGGGGUUAAUUGCACUCACAUAUGUUCCGUCAAACAGCCCUGUGCGCUCCAAGACUCUCUUCGCAAGUACUCGGACUACACUUGUGCGAGAACUAGGGUCAGAGAAGUUCUCGGAUAACAUUUUCGCUACAGAUGUCGAGGAGGUGCUUGAUGAAGAGGAAUGGAGAGAGAGAGAGCUGGAUAUGAAUGCGAAGAGCGGCGCAGGUGGAACAAUCGGAGAUAGUAGGUUGGAUGAGCUUAUGGGAGAACAGGAAAGAGAGUUGAAUGCUGUUAGAAGAGGUGAGAAUGACGCGAGGGACACGUGGAAGAGGAGGAUGGAUAUUGGCAUUGGUGGAACUGUUGGCAAUAAUGGACAGGGUCAGUCAUCUGGAUCAGGAGCUUCAGACAGCAGCGUUCUUUUUAAGACCGGGGAAGGGGUCGAAGACGCUUUACAAAGCCUAGGACAAAAUGGGGCUGCUGUUCUUUUGAUUGGCUCUAAAAAAUUAUGGCAGACCAUCGACGUGCAGACGGAGACACUGAAUCUGGUCGGUACAGAGUCGAAUGUUGCCCCGGAUUCUCUAUCAGGCUUCAUCCCAGGAUCCAACCCACAGUACACGUUCUACCGUCACCCAGACUCCUCUGAAUUAAUCUUCAUUUAUACCUGUCCAUCCGGCUCCUCCAUCAAACAGCGUAUGCUCCAUGCUAGUAGCCGCGCAGGAAUGUUGAUGUGGGCCGCUAGAAAUGGCGUAUCUGUAAAUCACAAGAUCGAGGCAUCCGAGGCCGAUGAAAUCACCGCCGAUAGACUGAAAGACGAGAUAAGUCCGCCUGUCGAGGAGGUCAAGAAAGCGUUCGCGAGACCGAAGAGACCGGGUAAGAGGUAG